Molecule: messenger RNA, 3225 nt
Organism: Lytechinus variegatus (green sea urchin)
Lineage: Eukaryota; Metazoa; Echinodermata; Echinoidea; Temnopleuroida; Toxopneustidae
Product: serine-rich adhesin for platelets-like
Exons: 2
Coding region: 1071-2678 (535 amino acids)
Source: RefSeq, a predicted model, not a curated record
UGAUAUAAAAGAAAUGAACAUGCGAUGGGUGGAGUUGGUAUAAUAUAAUGGCAAGGAAUAUAAACCUGUAAUUUUCAGUCAACAUUUUCUGCCGAACGUAGCAUGUCUUUUAAUAAAUGGAUUGGAAUUGAAAGAAAGGCGGCUAAAUGCUGAGUGUUUUCUUGACACAACUGUCAAUGCACCAUAUCUAUAUAUACCUGGUUGAGAAAGAAAUAUAUUUUGGCAUUGCGUGCAGCUUGCUUCGUGCACCCGGUUCGCACACCUGACGAGAGAUGCAUGCAAAGCUUGGAUGCUCGAUUUGAUGGCAUUGACAUGCGAUAAAACGCGCCGCCAUCCGCUCCAUGCAUUCAUUCAAUUGGCGACCGUAGCUCAAGCAUGCAGGCCGUCAUCUACUGUGCGAAAAGGAGAUUAAAAUAUUCUCUUAUCAAGUAUAUGGAUUGUACUUUGUGAUAUAUCGGAGGAAAAGCAUACAAAUUGAGCAAAUAAUGGAAUUCCCGUGAACUUAGAUACAUCUCAUAACCCGGUGACCAUUCCAUAGUUUAUGAGACAGCAAUGACGUCUGUGAUGCUGGAUUUGGAAUCUAUUUUACGUUAAGAGGAGACUGUGAGAGAUCAAUAUUGAGUAAACAAGUUGCACGACACGAGGAUUUUUAUUACUGAGCAUGCAUGCUGGCAUGUAGAGAUCUAGGAAAAAAAAGUAUUCAUUUUUGUCGUCAUAAUGUAACUAUCAUAAAAAGAGGAAUGCCAGUAUUUUCUAUGAGAAGAGCAUGCAGUCGCAUCAAAUAGCUGCAUCUUAAUGAGAAUCAUUUCUUGCAAUCUACCAAACUUUUGGUGAAUGUAUAGGAGGAGGUCACGGGAACCAUCAUGGCUACUGCUUACUAGACUCUUCAUGAAAUGAACUGGAUUUAACAAUUUUGGCAGGAUUGUUUAUUGAGAAAUAUUUGAAGGAAUUUAUCGCAAAGAUGGUCAUGGCAGAGCAAGGUCUAGAAGCACCAUCGACGGAUCCAAAAGAGGAUGAGGGAAUCCCUUUAGGUGAGGUCCUAGGGGGAAGCCGAGGCCAGGUUCGGACCAAUGCCUACCUGCCUUCGAUCGAUCUUGCUACCAGCUCCGCCGCACCCCUUGGCAUCCAACAACAUCAUCGACAACGCCCCGGCAACCAACAUCCUCGUGGACGCUUCCGAGUCGUGCCCUAUUUCGGAUCCUGCUCCGUUAAACGUUAGUGACGAUGUUGAUCUUUCUGGAAAAGAUGGCACAGGACAAACUGGUGGAGUUGAUCAAGAAGUGUGCAUCACCCUGGAGGACAUCCCUAUAGAAACUUCCCCCACGUCAACUUCGAACUCUCUUGACAACGCAGAAAGUCGGACCAAGUCGGACACUGUCUUCCUCGGACUGGACGAUGACUUCGAUGAGAAUGCCCGUCGAAGUCCCGAUUCGGGUUGCUCGAUGAGCGAGGCGUCGACGGAGGAUAAGAUCUCCAUUGCAUCUACUGUCUCUGCGUCUUCUGAUGACGGUGGUUACUCCAGGUUGGGCACUCAGAUUCAGCGUCUCAAGCAGGCAAUGAGCGAACUUCGAGAGCAAGAUGUCAAUCUGGCCCGUCAACUCCUGGUCGUCUACGACUACGUCGAGGAGACCAAGUGGUUCCUUGAAAACUUCGAAGCAUGCGAUCCUCGUCACUCGAUCGCCGGUCCUUUGACGUCAACGGAGCGUCGAUUCUCGCAAAACUUUCAGAAGAGGCUCUCAGAUUUUGGUUUGAACCUGAAGGGGAUCCCGCACAACGGGUUCGCAUCGCCUCCGUCCUGGACAGACCUGAGCGGUAGCAAAACAACGUCGAAGAGACAUAGCAGGAACAUAUCAGAUGGGAUGAUUAGUAUCGAACACCUGAGACGAAUCUACCAUGAAAAUAAUAAUAAUGCAGCAGCGGGGAUGGAUAAAUCAGAAAGUUGUGAAGCGCUUCCGGAUGGUCCGUUAUUGGAUGGGUCGGAGGGCAGAAGCAGAUCGCCUCGGUCAAUGACAAGGAGAAGCAUCUCUUCCAAUUUCCUAGAAAUCAGCUUCAGCUCGAUGACAGCAUCAAGAGGUGACCACAAUCUUCACCAGGGUCCGUUGUCUCCGAUCUCUGAUUCUGGACAAGCCGUAACCAUGGAUGAAGAUGCUGAUGGUGAUGAUGAUGAGGAGGAGGAGGGUGAGAAGAGGAAUGUGCAUUUACAGUCGACACCAAAACCAGUGGAAACGAACUCUCCGGAUACCUUUGGAAACGACGCAAUUGCCGCUGAAGAAAGAACUAAAGAAUCAGAAAGCGUUUCGUUUUAUAUUCCCCGGGAUGAGGACGAAGUUGCGGUAGAUUCUCAUUCCACUGCUGACCACCACCGCGGCAGUGCUUCGUCGUCAUCGGCAUCAUCGAUGAUGUCACUGCAGAGUUCCUCCUCAUCGUCGUCAUCAUCCACCGAUACGCACGCAAAAUCGAAUUCUUCCCACCAGACAUGCCAUAACACCGCCGAAACGACGAGUGCCCUUCCCCCACACUCGACCACUGGUUCGUCAACCGACCCAACAGCAGAUGAGUGCAGUAUUUUCAUUGCCGAUGAUUCCAAUGACCACAUCGCAGAGGAUAACAGAACUUUGAUAACCUCCUUUGAAAGUCAUAUGAACUGGCUACAAGAGCAAGAUGAAACACUUCUUUAGCUUUAUGUCAUGAUCUUAAAGUCAUAGGGCAUAUUUGGCCAUGGAAGACUAAAUAGUAUUUCGUGAACAUGCUGAGAUCUUUGACAAUAUUAUUAAGCAAUAUGCCUAUAUACUGGGUCACGUUCGAUAAAACGUCAUGGUUAAAAACAAUGAUAACAUGUACAUAGAGAGCUCUAUAUAUUGGGAAAGAAAAGACGAGAAGGAUAAAGUCAUACUGAUAUAUUCUUAAGAAGAUCUUUAGCAUUUUGUUACAUGGUUAACGCGUGUCUGUUCAAUCUAUACAUAUUUCCGUCAGUUCAUAAUUCAUAAUUUGUCAACUUUUGUAACUCUAUAUUUGGCUGUGAUUACAAAUGAAAUUGCAUUGAGAAGUAUUGGGUCUUCGAUCUCUUCCGACACGCUUGGUCUGGACAUGAUGAAUAUUGGAACUUUAAGAUUGGCUUUAAACCAUGAGAACGAAGUGAUUCUGGCCAUUCUGGCUACCUCGUGGAUAUUAUGAACUAUUCUCUUAAAGGCCACCACACACCUUAUGAUUUGUCUGCAACCCGAU